This is a messenger RNA of Orbicella faveolata, 1258 nucleotides long. Its product is annotated as peroxisomal 2,4-dienoyl-CoA reductase [(3E)-enoyl-CoA-producing]-like. Gene Ontology annotation, cellular component: peroxisome. The record is from RefSeq and is a predicted model, not a curated record. Gene Ontology annotation, molecular function: 2,4-dienoyl-CoA reductase (NADPH) activity. Gene Ontology annotation, biological process: fatty acid catabolic process. NCBI's taxonomy places the organism in Eukaryota, Metazoa, Cnidaria, Anthozoa, Scleractinia, Merulinidae.
CAUAUCCCUCAAGUAUCGAACAUGCAAUGCGCGCCUCCCCCUUCGGUCACGUGCUCAGUAUUCAAGAUGGCGGACGAAGUGCUCGAGGCUGAUAUUGCCUGUUUGGAUCAUUAUGACUAUUUUUUUCGUCCUGAUCUUCUCUCUGGGAAGGUAGCGUUCAUCACUGGAGGUGGAUCGGGUAUUGGUUUUACCAUAGCUGAAGUUUUUAUGAGACACCAGUGCUCAACUGUGAUAGUGGGCCGGAAAUUUGAAAGACUUAAAAAGGCAGCCAAGAAGCUAGAGGAUUUGACAGGACAGAAAUGUCUUCCUGUGAAGAUGGAUGUAAGAAAGGUGAGUGAAGUCGAGGCUGCCAUAGACAUGGCACUGAAGCAUUUUUCAAGAAUAGAUAUCUUAGUUAACGGAGCAGCAGGAAAUUUUCUUUGUCCUGCAAGCCAGCUCUCCAAUAAAGGAAUUAAAACAGUUUUUGAUAUAGAUGCUUUUGGAACCUUUAAUGUAAGCAAAGCUAUCUACAGCAAAUGCUUUAAGAAUAAUGGUGGUGGAAGUAUCAUUAACAUUACAGCCACUCUUCAUUACAAUGGACACCCUUUACAGUGUCAUGCUGGAAGCGCCAAAGCUGCAAUUGAGGGUAUGAUGAGGCAUCUAGCAGUUGAAUGGGGUCCAGAUGGUGUGCGGGUUAAUUGUGUUUCUCCUGGGGCUGUAAAAGACACAGAGGGUUUCCGUAGAUUAGGCGGUAAACAAAUUCCACCGAACUAUGUUCAGAAUACCCCUUUACAAAGACUGGGGACUCGACGAGAUGUGGCAGAUGCUACGCUCUUUCUUGCCAGUGGUGCAUCAGCUUUCAUCACAUCCAAUACCUUGAUAGUUGAUGGUGGUAGCUGGAUGACAAACCCUGUUUCCUUGGCGACAUUAAAGGCUAUUAGCAAGCUAUGAACACUUGCUAUUAUCCAGUAUCAUUUCAAUGUAAACACACUCAAAAUUGUGUUGAUUGAGGUUAAACUUUGUGGGGAACUUUAUUUUUCACGCUUUUGAAGUUGUAUCAACAAACUAGUUGGGAAGAUCAUAAUUGUUAGUGAAAUUCAACUAAACCGAGUGUAAGCGCAAAAAAUUUUACUUUUUCUCUUUGACGUAUUUUUACAAUUUUUUUCAAUUUGUGGGCUGGUAGGGUGACACACCUUGUAGGGGACAAAAUGUUCUUUUGUGUCUCACCUGCCUCUAGCAAAUUGUUGAAAUAAAUAAAUUUUGUUUAUGUUUUUUGUAA